Molecule: messenger RNA, 384 nt
Organism: Dictyostelium discoideum AX4
Lineage: Eukaryota; Evosea; Eumycetozoa; Dictyosteliales; Dictyosteliaceae
Exons: 3
Coding region: 1-384 (127 amino acids)
Source: RefSeq, a predicted model, not a curated record
AUGGAUUGCGAUGGUGAUGAUGGUGAUGAUGAUAACCAUUAUCGUAUACAGAAUAUCCAUUUGGGGGAUAAUAGGAUUGUUGCAUUGGCUGAAUCAUUGGUUGAAUCAUUGGUUGGAUUCCUGGCUGAAUCAUUGGUUGCACCACUGGUUGGAUACCCAUUGGGGGUACAAAUACUUCUGGCUGGACUCCCAUUCCUGGAUAGAAUUGUUGAGGAUAAGGAUCAUAUGGUCUAUAAAUUGUUUUUUUUUUUCGUUGAAUUAAUAAUUAAUUACACAGUAGAUUUUGAAAUUAGUAAUGAAAAAACAAAAAACAUCGUCAAAAGACAAAAAAAAUUGAAUGGGCCAAAAAAAAAAAAAAAAAAAAAACUAAACAAUAAAAAAUAA